UUGUGUAUUCACUACGUUGAAUAAAUUUAUAGAUAAAUAUACUGUUUUAUUUGUUGAUUUGUUUGUACAAUAACAUUUGCAAAUAAUGCAGAAUCAAAUUACGUAAAAUCCAAGGAGUUGCCCUUGAUUCGGCAUAAAAAAAACCGAAUAUUAAUUGGACACCCAAAAUAAACUCUCCCAUUUGGAUCAAUAGUGUUUGCGAAAUAAUCGAAUGUUCCAAAAACAAAUGUGCCACGCAUUUGAACGAAUAAAUAAACGUGUACCUUAUCGUAUCUUAUCGCUAAUUCAUGUCGAUGAUUUAAAAUAAAAAUUCAUUCGGAUUAUUUGGAUUCGCUUAUUUAGAGAAUCUAAUCAUAAAAAUACAACGAUUAGACUGUCAUUGUUACUUCCCACCAUACUGGACUGGACGCAAUUUUGGAUAAUUGCUAGUGCGUUUAAAGGAGACUUUUUUCAAUUGCUUUCUCUAUCAAUUGCUUUCUUUUACAUUGCAACAUUUUUCUUCCACGAAAGUAUUUUCUAAUGUUGGCCACUGCAUUAAGGUGCAUUGAACAGAGGUGCAAACAAAACAGCUGAAAACACAUGAAAACCAACAGAAAUUGUGCAAAGUGCCUUGUGCCAAUAUUAUACAUACAUCAUCAAUUUCAUUUUAAUUUCAACGAAUCGCAGCCACUCAAAAAGCUGUAACAUUUCAACGUAUUUCAGAUUCUCCAUCAAUCAUACUCGCACUCCAUACACAUCGAUUCACAUUUUUCUCGCAUUUGCAGAAAUCGAUUCAACAUUUUUCGUACAUAUUUUCGUUUGAAUUCGAACCAAAUCGAGAAAAUUCAUCAAAAUGAGUUUAAACACGGGAUACAUUAUGACAUUGGCCAAUAGUAUUAUUGGCGUUGGAAUUCUUGCGAUGCCAUUUUGCUUUCAAAAGUGCGGCAUUCUUUUGUCUAUUUUAUUGCUCGCUUUAAGCAAUGCAAUUACAAGACUUGCGUGUCAUUACCUCUUAAAAUCUUCGAUUAAAGCACGGCGAAAAAAUUUCGAAUUUUUGGCUUCAUAUAUUUUCGGUUCGUCUGGGAAGCUGAUGGUUGAAUUAUGCGUAAUCGGAUAUUUAAUGGGUACAUGCAUCACAUAUUUUGUUGUUGUUGGCGAUUUGGGACCACAAUUCAUCGCAAAACUAUUCAACGUGAAUAGCACAGAUUCAUUAAGAACGUUUAUCAUGAUUCUCGUAACGAUAUUCUGUAUAAUUCCAUUGUGUUUAUUGAGAAACAUUGAAAGUCUAUCGUUGAUGUGCAUCUCUUCUAUCAUUUUCUACUUCUGCUUGGUGCUGAAGAUCUUUUUCGAAUCGGAGAGUAAAAUGGUAACAAAUUCGUGGUAUAAUAAUGUAUGGUGGUGGCGACCAAGUGGCAUAACCCAAUGUUUGCCAAUCUUUAGCAUGGCAUUAUCGUGUCAAAUGCAAACAUUCGAAAUCUACGAAUCGCUGCCAAAUCAAACGAUCGACAAAAUGAAUCACAUCAUAAAAUAUGGUACGGGUAUUUGUACGAUGGUCUAUAUAUGUGUUGGUUUUUUUGGUUAUGUUGCAUUCCACGAUCAACAUUUUUCGGGAAAUGUGUUGCUAAGCCUGUCACCAUCGUUGGCCAGCGACAUCAUUCAAAUGGGUUUUGUGUUGUCGGUUGCCGUUAGUUUUCCAUUGGUGAUAUUUCCGUGCCGUGCGAGUUUGUAUUCAUUGUUGUAUCAUAGAUCACAUUCGGAUACGGCGCAUUACAUUCCAGAGCAUCGUUUCAAAUACAUAACAAUUUCAAUGGUUUUGGUUGCACUCAUCAUGGGCAUUUUAAUACCAUCGAUUGAGCUCAUCAUUGGUUUGGUUGGUUCAACCAUUGGCGUUGCAAUUUGCAUAAUGUUUCCAGCAUCGUGUUUCAUAAAAAUCAACAAGAAAAACUCCACCGAACGUCUUGCGGCUCAGUUCUUGUUGGUAUUUGGAUUUUUGAUCAUGAUACUUGGUACGUAUGCCAAUCUCGGUGCAAUCGAUGACCAACAAUCUGGUGCCAAUAUUCCAAUUGAUCGACUGCCAGACAUUCAUAUUACGCCAUCGGCAAAUGACGAUCCCUUCAUAGCGCAAGCGAAAAUUAAAGCAUUAAACAAACAAGUUGAAAUUGGACCACAAGAACCGGUAAUUGACAUCGUAUAUGAUUCAAGCGGUAAAUUAUCAAAACCACGAUCAAGAAAAACAAAACCAUCAAAAAUCACAACGCCAAGUGAAUCAAUUCGAGAAUCAAAUGCGAAAAUCGAAAAAGAUGAGUCACCGCCAAUGAAAGAUGCGAUUGAAUCGAAACACAUUGAAAGUGUUCAACAGCCAAGUGUUAAUACACUACUAAAAUCGAUCGAUGUACCAAAGCCAAAUCGCAUUGCAAGUCAAUUGAGCGAAUCGACCACCGAUAAAAAACCAUCCGAUUCGGUGAUCAAUAAUGAGGCCAUUCAACGUGAAGAGCAAGAAAUCGCAAUCAAUGCAAAAGAAAAUGUCGAUACUAAGCUUACCAAAGAAAUGUUGGACCAAGUAAAAAGUCAAUUGACCAGAGAAAAUGAGAAAAAUCAAAAAUUAGUUUUAGAGAGAAUCAAUGAAAAAAUCAACGAAAUUUCAGAAAAAGUGAAUAACAUUGCACAAAUGCAAGAUCGUUCAGCGUCCGGUACAAAAUCGAAGGAUACAUCAUUGCCGAAAAAUCAAGUACAAAAUAAAAUAUCAGCCAGUACCACCAGCAACGAUGCGCAUUUAUCAAAAAAUGAGGAAAAAAUCAAAAGUCCACCACUUCCAGUUGCCAAAUUGCUGGUCGACAGACAGUCGAGUGUAGCACCAAAUCAAACAAAUGAAAAACAAAUUGUGAAACCAGACGGCGAACAUAUAAAUGGCAUUUCGGUGAAUUCAGACAUGAAAAAACCGGCGAUUGUUACAGCAAGCAAACAAGUGCCGAAGAAGAACGAUGAUGUAUUACCACAAAAAAUUGAAAAAACAAACGAAAACAUUGGUCGAGACAUUUUGAGCAAUUCAAAUGAUUACCAGGCAGCAUCAUCGAAUAACAUUAGCAUUAAAACCGAGAAUUAGCCACCUUAAUCAACGAUCCCAAAAAAAAUAAACUUAUUUAAAAUGACUUCUCUGUCAAUGCGAUAAACUGAAAGAGAAAGAGAAAGAGAGAGAGAGAGAAUUGAUCUGCACAACCAAACAAUGGAAUUGCUUUCAAUCACCGACAAUCCUACUAAACAUAUAAUGUUUAUCGAUGUGAUGAUAAUAGUAAUAACAAACUGAAAAUCUACUUAGAAACUUUAUUUAUCGAACUGAAAAAAAGAAGAAGAAUGGUGAACGACGCAAGGAAAAAAAAGUACAAUACUAAAGGAUUUAGUAAAUAAGAGAUGUUUAUAUUCGGAAUACGGUGCACAGAGUGCAUUCACUUUCCACAUUUUAAACUUAACAUUUUGGGAGUUUUCACAUGGCACGGACAAUAAGUUGGGAACUAGAAAUUUAAUGAUGAGAAAAGAAUCGUACCUCGAAUUAAUGUGAGACUCAAUAAUCUGCGAAUUUUAUGGUGAAACCUUGAACAGAAUUAUUGAAUAGCCUUCACAUAUGUAUAUUUAACGGUAUUUCACAUAAAGCAAUGGCUAACUUAUUUAACGUUUAUGAGAAGUACAUUUGUAGCUGAUCGAAUUUAAGAGAAAUUAUAUUUAAAAAAGAAAGAAGAAAAUAAUACAAUAAAAUUGUUAAUUAUCCAAUUUAACCAAAAAAAUCUACAUGUAGCGAGGCAACAAUCACACAACUAAUUUAAAAGUGCAAAAUCAAAUACAUUUAAUAUUAGUAUUAGCUUAAAUUAAAAAAAAAAA
Molecule: messenger RNA, 3852 nt
Organism: Contarinia nasturtii (swede midge)
Lineage: Eukaryota; Metazoa; Arthropoda; Insecta; Diptera; Cecidomyiidae
Product: putative sodium-coupled neutral amino acid transporter 10
Exons: 7
Coding region: 833-3082 (749 amino acids)
Biological process (GO): amino acid transmembrane transport
Molecular function (GO): amino acid transmembrane transporter activity
Source: RefSeq, a predicted model, not a curated record